CACAGCAAAGGAAACCCUAAACAACAAAAAGACAACCCAAAGGAUGGGAGAAAAUAUAGUUUGUUUUUUAUAAUGUAAACAGUCUUUGCAAUCCUGAGAUAGUGAUACAGUACUAUUCAAAUAUUCAGUUUUAUACUUAUCAUUCCUUUUUACAUAUGGGUAGACCUUAACUGAAGUUUUACUUUUUGCCUGAAGUUUGGUUUGAGCUACUAAGACUUUUCUCCUUCUCAGUCAAAUCUCACCUCCAUCAUCAUCUUUCACCCCAAUUGCCCUAUAGCCAAAUCUCACUUGAAAUUCACCACUGCCCUCCUAACUGUCAUAAGCAAGGAUCUUCUCUCUGUCCUCCUACUAAUUGUAACUCUGUUCAAGGUGACCAUUCUUGAACUUCAUGUAACAUUUAAGGAAACAUAUUUUCUUUGUUAUCCCUCUACCUCUGGGUGUCUCUCUCUCUGUCUUUCUGCCUCUAUUCAUAUUAACAGCUACAUCAGUUCUACAUCAAGAAUUCAGAUCUUUUUGGUUCUGUUAUUAUCCUCUUAAUUUCUCACUCUACGGUUUGUUUUAGAAAUUGUAUCCACUUAAUUGCCCUCAACCAUAAACUACCAUUUUUAAAAGCUCUCAAUCUUUAUAUCCAGCAACAACUUUUCAAUUUUUGGCCAGCUCAGCAUCCGCAUCUAAAACUAAAAUUUUCACCCCCACUCCCAAAUACUCAUAUUAUUCCUCUUCCCUACCUGAGUGUCGAUAUUAAGAUAUAUAAUAUAAUGAGCUUUGGGAGAAAUAUAUUAGGCAAAAGAGUUGUCAAUAAGAAGAGGCAUAAUUAUACACAACACCUGUAGACACAAUACUUAAUUUAAAAGUUGAAUUUGGAGAUCAUUGUAAAAAAGGAAGGGAGAGGAAAGUUCAUGUAGUAUUUUAAACUAAUGAGUCAGGUAGGAAAGAGAGAAAAUAAGAAUGGAAUGCAAACACUUUGAAAGUACUGUUCACAUGUGCUACAUUGGAAGUGGUGAACAAAGUAGAAGAGACCAAUUAUUGGCAGUGUUAAUUAGAUAAACAUAAGAUGUCAUAGGAAACUGAAAGGUUUUAUGAAAUCAUGUAAUCAUUUAAAGCAAUGGAAAAAUAGAAGGGUAUUUGAUUAUUGUUUGGUUUGCUUUACAAAACAAACUGAUCACCACUAUGAGAAUGGUAUAAGUAAGUGUUAAUUCUGUUAUCUCUGACUACAUGAGAGCAGUGAGGUGUGAGUCAUUCUCUAUCUCUUUGUCACUGUGUUUGUGUCUCUGUCUCUCAACAGAAUUGAGAAUGUGUGAGGGAUGAUGGUGCAGAGGGGUUUACUGAAGUCUUCACUGGGGCUUCUAAGAGGGUUUCAAUGAGACCCCUUCCCUCCACACUACCUUCCCCAGAAGUCAUGUGACCUGAGCUGAGAACAGAAAGUUAUCUUGACCUAGUGUGGCAUAAUGGUGAGAUUGUUCCGGCGACUUGAACUCCCAGAGAAUAGUAAGACCAGGAAUUUGAGGGAUUUACCAAAGUAUAGUGCUCUUGCUUGGGGUUCUUAGAGGAGAGAAAACUCCUGAUACCAUACUUACAACUGGCUAGUACAGCAUUGUCCCUCAGGAAUGAGGAAGAAGCUUCUCCUUCAAAAACACUUCAUGUCUAAGUCCACACUCUAAAAAAGCCCUCUGUGACUUGGGCACAGAGCCCCUCAUCUUAAGUCUCUCCCUACUGUAAAAACUGGAGUCCAUAGUGAUCGAGAAAAUAUUUUCUGUUAAAAAAAUUACUUUUCAUACUUUUCACUUAUUUAACCAAAAUAUAAACUUUAUUGUCAUCUAACUCCUCUCCCUCACUGUCACAUACAAUUCAUCUUCAAAUCCUGUCUAACAAGACCUCUAAAGUAGGUCUCACCAUCAUUUCUAUUCCCAGGGCUGUACAGUGUCUUUCUUAUGUCUGGAGAUUUCACGGCAGAUUGAGAGAGUGUCCAGGUUAGGAGUAAAUUAUAAACCACAUGGAUCACAUUUUUAUGUACUUAUUUCCUAAACAAAGCAGGCAGUCUCUUACAGACAUACCUUUGAACACACUACUUCCUUUCUCUGGAAUGUUCUUCCCCUUUUUUCCACCAUAAACGUUUUUCCAAACCUAGGUUAAAUUUGUCACUGGCUUCGUGAAACCUCUUGGAAUUCCUCAGAGUUAAUCAUUUUGGGCUUUGUCCUUUUAUAGCACUUUUUACUUUCUUCUGUUAGAGUACCUAUUCUGUUCAACUGCAAUUUUUUUUUUUUACUAUUUUUGUAUAUUUUGUAUAUAUUUUUAUUUCAUAUAUAUGUUUGUAUACACACACACAUAUAGGACAGACCAAAUAGGCUGUAAACCUAUAGAUGACACAACUUACAGCAUUAAGCUUCAUAUCCUCAGCACACAGCCUUAUGCCUGAUCUAUAGCAGUUGCUAAGUAAAUAUAUAAAAGUCUUUAUUUGAGAUAAAAGGCUAAAAAACAUGCCUACUGUUGCCAUUGGAGAAUAAUUUAUGUUCUUUCUCCAACAGAAUACAGAGAGAAUUUGGUUUGACUUUCAAAAGUAUGCUCUAACAAGAUAAAAGAAUGUUUCUCUUUUGCCCUUUUAGGCUGACCCCUUGAACCCAAAGGCAGUUUACUCAAAUUAAGGGCGUUGAUAUGAUUAGUGUUAGGAAAGAUUUUUAUGUAAUGGGAUUUGGUUUACUGCAAGAAAAUUCGGAUGGAUAUGAGUCUCAUGCAGUAUUUUAACAUUUUAAUUCAUUGCUGACUCUACAGGGCAAAAAGGAUCAUAACCCUUAGUCCAGUUUCACAGUGAUGAAUGAGGUUUUUUCCGACAAGGCAGAGGAUAGAACGUGUCUUGCUUCAGAUGUAGGACUGCAAACUGCAUUUAUAUUUAAACUCCCCCCACGGUUCGUAUUGUGCACUCAGGCUUGGCCUGUAACAUUGAGGAAGAGCGCUACUCGGAAAGGGUCUACACUAUACGGGAAGGAGAAACCUUGGAACUGACCUGCCUGGUCACAGGACAUCCACGUCCACAGAUCAGGUGGACCAAAACAGCAGGAAGUGCCUCUGACAGAUUCCAAGACUCAAGUGUAUUCAACGAGACUUUGAGGAUUACAAAUAUUCAACGACACCAAGGAGGCCGAUAUUACUGUAAAGCAGAGAAUGGCUUGGGGUCCCCAGCGAUAAAGUCAAUCAGAGUGGAUGUGUACUACUUGGAUGAUCCAGUAGUAACUGUUCAUCAAAGUAUAGGUGAAGCUAAAGAACAAUUUUACUAUGAGAGAACAGUGUUCCUCCGGUGUGUUGCGAAUUCCAAUCCACCAGUCCGGUACAGCUGGAGACGUGGCCAGGAGGUAUUACUCCAAGGAUCUGAUAAAGGAGUGGAGAUUUAUGAACCCUUCUUUACCCAGGGUGAAACAAAGAUCUUAAAACUAAAGAACCUUCGACCUCAGGACUAUGCUAAUUAUAGCUGCAUUGCUUCGGUGAGGAAUGUAUGUAAUAUUCCUGAUAAGAUGGUGUCAUUUAGACUUUCCAAUAAAACAGCAUCUCCGUCAAUUAAACUCUUGGUGGAUGACCCUAUAGUUGUAAACCCUGGAGAGGCCAUAACAUUAGUAUGUGUUACGACAGGAGGAGAGCCUGUACCCUCCCUCACCUGGGUCAGGUCCUUUGGGACUCUGCCUGAAAAGACUGUUUUGAAUGGAGGAACUUUGACCAUACCUGCCAUCACCUCUGAAGAUGCUGGUACUUACAGCUGCAUUGCCAAUAAUAAUGUGGGAAACCCUGCAAAAAAGUCCACCAACAUCAUCGUGAGAGCAUUAAAAAAAGGACGAUUUUGGAUCACACCAGAUCCUUAUCACAAAGAUGACAACAUCCAGAUUGGGCGUGAGGUGAAAAUAUCUUGCCAAGUAGAAGCUGUUCCUUCUGAGGAGUUAACAUUUAGUUGGUUUAAAAAUGGUCGUCCAUUAAGAAGUUCUGAGCGGAUGGUUAUUACCCAGACUGAUCCAGAUGUCUCCCCGGGAACGACAAACUUGGACAUCAUUGAUUUAAAAUUCACGGAUUUUGGGACAUACACAUGUGUAGCAUCUCUGAAGGGAGGAGGAAUAUCUGAUAUCAGUAUUGAUGUUAAUAUAUCCAGCAGCACAGUUCCACCCAAUCUGACUGUUCCACAGGAAAAAUCACCUUUGGUCACCAGAGAAGGAGACACAAUAGAAUUGCAGUGUCAAGUAACUGGAAAACCUAAACCCAUCAUCCUUUGGUCAAGAGCGGAUAAAGAAGUUGCAAUGCCUGAUGGGUCAAUGCAAAUGGAGAGUUAUGAUGGAACACUGAGGAUUGUGAAUGUAUCUAGGGAAAUGUCAGGAAUGUACAAAUGUCAGACCAGCCAGUACAAUGGAUUUAAUGUGAAACCAAGAGAAGCCUUGGUGCAGCUCAUUGUGCAGUAUCCUCCUGCUGUGGAACCAGCAUUUCUGGAAAUUCGGCAAGGACAAGACCGAAGUGUCACUAUGAGCUGCAGGGUCCUGAGAGCAUAUCCAAUCAGGGUGCUGACCUAUGAGUGGCGCUUGGGCAACAAAUUAUUACGGACGGGUCAGUUCGACUCUCAAGAAUACACAGAGUACCCAGUGAAGAGUCUUUCCAAUGAAAACUAUGGCGUUUAUAAUUGUAGCAUUAUAAAUGAAGCUGGAGCAGGGAGAUGCAGCUUUCUUGUUACAGGAAAAGCCUAUGCUCCGGAAUUCUAUUAUGAUACCUACAAUCCCGUGUGGCAGAACAGACACCGUGUUUAUUCCUACAGUCUACAGUGGACUCAAAUGAAUCCUGAUGCAGUAGAUCGGAUUGUUGCAUACCGGUUAGGUAUUAGGCAGGCUGGACAACAGCGAUGGUGGGAACAGGAGAUUAAAAUAAAUGGGAAUAUUCAAAAGGGAGAAUUAAUUACAUAUAACUUGACUGAGCUAAUUAAACCAGAGGCUUAUGAAGUCCGACUGACUCCUCUCACCAAAUUUGGCGAAGGAGAUUCAACAAUUCGUGUCAUCAAAUAUAGUGCUCCUGUUAAUCCUCAUUUGAGAGAAUUUCACUGUGGAUUUGAGGAUGGUAACAUUUGCUUGUUCACCCAAGAUGAUACAGAUAAUUUUGACUGGACAAAGCAAAGUACUGCAACAAGAAAUACAAAAUAUACUCCAAAUACUGGACCUAACGCUGACCGUAGCGGCUCCAAAGAAGGCUUUUAUAUGUACAUUGAAACAUCUCGACCCAGAUUAGAAGGAGAAAAGGCACGACUUCUUAGCCCUGUUUUCAGCAUAGCACCCAAAAACCCUUAUGGACCCACGAACACUGCGUAUUGUUUCAGCUUCUUUUAUCACAUGUAUGGACAACAUAUAGGUGUUUUAAAUGUUUAUCUACGUUUGAAAGGACAGACAACAAUAGAGAAUCCAUUGUGGUCUUCAAGUGGGAAUAAAGGGCAACGAUGGAAUGAGGCACAUGUUAAUAUAUAUCCAAUUACAUCAUUUCAGCUCAUUUUUGAAGGUAUUCGAGGUCCUGGUAUAGAAGGUGACAUUGCCAUUGAUGACAUAUCAAUUGCUGAAGGAGAAUGUGCAAAACAAGACCUAACGACUAAGAAUUCCGUUGAUGGUGCUGUUGGAAUUUUAGUACAUAUAUGGCUUUUUCCGGUUAUCGUCCUCAUCUCUAUCUUAAGUCCUCGAAGGUGACCUUACCCUGGCAGAGGCUAUAAAAGAUUCACCAGGCACUAGCAUGAAGAAAGAGUCUUUGUAAAUGGACACUGAAAAAAACAAACUACCAAAGAUUCCUCCACUGACUACUGACUCAAAAAUAAAAUAAUAAAAACAAAUUUUUUUUUAAGCACUGGGGAUAAAAAGACAUCAUGGAAGUAUAACUUAUUCCGCACUACAUAUAGAAGAAAAUCGACCUGAGUAGAGAAGAGACCUUCAGGUGCUUUUGUGGCUAAAAAAGAUUACAGCGUCAUCUGGUUGAACUCAGAAAAAAAAAAAAAAAAAAAAAGC
Messenger RNA from Sus scrofa (pig), 6002 nucleotides. The record is from RefSeq and is a predicted model, not a curated record. NCBI's taxonomy places the organism in Eukaryota, Metazoa, Chordata, Mammalia, Artiodactyla, Suidae.